AUGUCCUCGCCUAUAGCGCCAGCUGCCGACGUGGCACCCGGGACUAUGCCUGAAAAAAGCCAGCAAACCACAGAUGCAAAGCCCCGAUCCUUGCGUGAGCGCCUGAAGCACAAAGGAAGACAUUACUUGAACAAAGCCCCGGGUUUGCUCCCCUCUUACGCCAAAGUACGGCCUUCCUCCCGGUUGAUGUCUAAUACCCUCAAAGAGAAGAUGGCGGUUCUAUGGAAGGAUGGAGAUUCCUCGCCGACAACGGACAAUAAGCUGGAUACUCCAAUGGAUAAUAGCUCUCCCGACUCGAAUAUACACAAUGUAGUACAGGCAUGGCCGACCGGGUUACAACAACAUCCUGUAGAUCAAACAAUCUCGUUCUCAGCAAAGGAUGGAGAGGGCGCUGCAGCGAAAUCCGAAAGCCAUCGCAGAUGGAUCAAGAACUAUCCAGGAGUGAGAAGGAAACGAGUUACCUCGGCGCCUAUCCUACCUCUACAGUCGGUUGAGCUUACCGGGGUAGGUAGCCAAUACGACGUUGCCAAAAGGCCAGCGUCUGCGUUGAUCUUGGGCAACGCAGGUUUGAAAGAAAAGGACGAUGCUAUACGCCGGCGCAGCCUGAGUCAACCAGUGACUUCAACUUGCGGUAUAGACAUCCCUGAGUACGGUCAAAACUUUUCUUUCGCUACAUACAACCAAUCCGAACUCGACCUUUUACGACGGCUUUCUGAGGACACAUUCCAAGCCUCGACGUCUGCACGAGACUCCACCUUUAGCUUUAGCUUCACACGGCCCUCUUCUAUGAUUUCAGCUGCUAGCACCUACGACUCGUCCAUUGGCAAGGCCAGUUCCACGCCUUCUCGCCGACGAUCUCUUUUCAGAAAGACGUUGUCAUCUUCUUCAUCUCUUAAUGUAUACCGAGAAUCGCUUCGUAACAAUCGAGAUCAUGACAAGAUUCCCGUUCCACCUAUCCCAUACCUCGACCCGCAAACCAAAGAACGACUAUCGGCAUCAGCAAAUAUUCCAGUAUACCAACAGCUCAUCGCUGCCUCAGGGCCUACUGACUCGAUCGCGUCACUUGAAUCAGCGAAAGACAGCUCAUUGACUGUGUCUGAUCAGGUGGCUUUGGCUGGUUGGGUUGCCCAACAACGUCGUUUGAACAAAGGUUUACUACUCUCUUCAUCAUUCAAUCCACCCAAAGUACAGUCGCCGCUUGCUAGUGGACAGCUCCAGGUUGAGGAGAAUCCUGAUGAAGAGUUGAGUACCAUUGAGGAACGACUCUCAGACGCAGGACCUCCGAGUGAGUCGAUGCGUAGACUGAGUAUGGAUGAUCACGUCGAUAGAGGUCACCCCUCUGCCCCCCGUAGUCAUCCAGCCAAAACAACGAUACCAUCUACAGGGACGAGAACCGAGACCACAAUGGAUGCUCGCUCUACAGCUCUCUCUAGCAAGGAUGAUACGGAAAAUGGGUUGACUCCGGACACUUAUGUGACUGAGACUGACACAAGCGAAACUGAUGAGUCCAUGUCUGAUGUCUCGCGGCAAACAGAUGAGUCUUUUGAAGAAGCAUUUCUCGCUUCGUGUCUGGACCCAGCCCUCCUAGCCUCUGUCACUGCCCUGAAAGAUACGGUCACCGCACUGGUUAUCCCACGGAUUGUCGACUGGGUGAAAGCUUGUUCGCCAGGACUCAAUCACAAUUCAGGAACUUCCGACUCUACACAAUCUACUGGUCAAAAUGGCCCACCGGCUGAAAGUCAUGGUAACAGAAAGAAGAGGGGGAUCGAUGAUAGAGAGAGUGAAGGUGACAAUACCAAUGGUGGCUACAGAGGAAAUGGGGACGAUCAUGAAAAACGCCGCAAGACUGAAAGCACGCCAUCGGGAUCAGUGUCAAAUCUUGCCUGCCCGUUUGUUAAAGAAUAUCCCGGAGAGCGAUGGCCCCGGUGCCAAAAAGGCUGGCCUAGCGUUCAUCGGAUAAAGGAGCAUAUUUAUAGAUCUCACAAAGCACCUAUUUAUUGUAAGAGAUGUUUCAGAAUUGUCAAGGCGGAGAAAGACCUCGAUGCGCAUCUCCGCCAGGACCCGGCUUGUGAAGUUGUUAGCCCAUCAAGAGAAAUGCCAGGCAUCGACAAUGAGACUAAAGAGCGUCUCAAGUCAAGGCGGGGCAUCCAGAACUUUUCCGAGGAGGAAAAGUGGAAGCAUAUGUAUAGGGUUCUGUUUCCGAAUACCGAAGAUAUACCAUCACCAUAUUGUGAUCUGCAAAUACUCGAGGCACCCAUGACUGCAGAAACGCGGGCUCAAUAUCGCGGCUUUCUACGAAGGGAGGUUCCCCCCCGUUUGAUACGAGACAUAAAUGCCAAUGUGCGAAAUAUGCCCGCAUUUCAGUUCAGCUCUGAAGUAUCUGAACGCUCACUCUUUGAAACGGUUUCUUCUGCAGUCUGGAAUGCCUUUGACGAAGUCUUGCCGAGUCUGCUGCCCCCAACCGAACACGGGGAUCAAGCAGCAAGCGCAGCCCCAGUCACCGAGGCUCGGGCUGAUUCUCAAGACCAGACAUUGUCUGAUACCUCUUUGGCACUUCAAGAUGAGCCAGACUUAUCAAGUUCACAUCGUGACCUUCCCACUUUCGAAACGGAGGCAGCACAAAGAUCUCAUGAUACGACUGCAGAGAAUCCCAUUGCUGGCUGGAACCUGUUAGAUCCUGAAAAUAUGGCGGUUAGAAAUCUGGACUUUGAUGAGUUAGGAGAAUUUGGGGAUGGUCUUGAUCCUGUUGGUUAUGACUUGACCUUUGACCAUUUGCUAUAUUAA
Molecule: messenger RNA, 2784 nt
Organism: Fusarium subglutinans
Lineage: Eukaryota; Fungi; Ascomycota; Sordariomycetes; Hypocreales; Nectriaceae
Exons: 5
Coding region: 1-2784 (927 amino acids)
Source: RefSeq, a predicted model, not a curated record